Molecule: messenger RNA, 2439 nt
Organism: Anopheles maculipalpis
Lineage: Eukaryota; Metazoa; Arthropoda; Insecta; Diptera; Culicidae
Product: collagen alpha chain CG42342
Exons: 16
Coding region: 13-2439 (808 amino acids)
Source: RefSeq, a predicted model, not a curated record
GCCUAAUGCAAGAUGGCAACAAUCGCAGCAAACGCAUCGAAGCGCAAUCCGGUCGGUCCGGAAGCAACGCAACAACGUGCGCCACUAGCAGCAACGGGUGAAGGGGCGGGUGGGAUGGAACCGUUGGUGGUAGGAGUUAGGGUGGGCCAGUCGGGAGUACCCGCGGGAGAAGGAAACGCCAAAAAGUGCAAUGCCAAAGUGAGCGGUGCGUUGGGCCGAAGGAAAGGCAGUGGCAGUGGGCUGGAGGUGGGCCGCAGUGCCAAACCGUCCGGGUCGGCCUACGCGCCCUCGGCCCACUCGCUGAUCAACUACCUGUUCUAUCUCAUGUGCAUCACGGCGCUCGGAGCUACCGUGUACUCCAAUCUGCGCCAAACAUACGUAGAGGAUAAAUUAAGUAGUCUAGUUAGUAUCGAAGACCGGCUCAGCCUGCUCGAGGCACAGGUGAGCGAUGUAUAUAGGAGGAUCACGCUGCGCAAGAUGGAUGUUGCGGCCGCGGUUGCGACCGGUAUCGUCGAGCAGGAGGAGGCCGAGAGCAUGUCCGACGUAGUGCGGAAGAUUUCACAUCAGAUCGCCGAGUUGCCGCGGAUGCGACGCGACCUAUCCGCGCUCAAGGUGUCGCGUAAGGAUCGGCAAGCCGCAGUUCAGCAGACCGGCAACGAGUGCUUGUGUCCUGCAGGACCACCUGGACCACCUGGGCCACCCGGCAAAAGAGGGAAGCGUGGCAAAAAAGGAGAUCCCGGCGAUCCGGGCGUGGAGGGUCCCACCGGUCCACCGGGUAAAAACGGACUGCCGGGACCUCGGGGAGGAAAAGGCGAUCGAGGACUCAUGGGUCCGAUAGGAUUAGACGGACCGAAAGGCGAACCGGGUCGACCGGGAGACAAGGGCUCGAAAGGUGAUGUUGGUGCACCCCCGAUAGACGUGUUCCAGACGGUGAAGGGAUUAAAGCGAUCCGUAACGACACUGCGCGGUGGCUCGUUAGGCUACGCGGAAAUCGUAGCCGUGAAGGGUGAGCCUGGAGAGCCUGGACCACCGGGACCCCCGGGUCCGCCCGGUGCAACGGGCGCAAUCGGCUUGGACGGACGUCAAGGUCCGCCGGGUGAUCCGGGACUGAAGGGAGAUCCGGGACCGCCGGGCGAAAAGGGACCGGUCGGAAAUCCGGGAACGCCUGGUCUGCCGGGUGCAAAGGGCGAUCGAGGCGAUAAGGGUGAUCGAGGCCUAACGACACACUUCAAGGGUGAUCAAUUCCCGGCCGGUAUAAUUGAAGGUCCACCAGGACCUCCAGGACCUCCUGGCCCACCCGGCGAAAAGGGUGAUCCGGGACCAGAAGGACCUCCAGGCCCGCAGGGCGAGAAAGGACCGCGCGGCAAACGAGGCAAACGAGGCCCCGGAAAGGAUGACGAUUACGAUGAAGCGACAAUGACACAGUACCGUGGUCCCGUUGGUCCACCGGGCCCACCUGGACCACCUGGUCGUGAUGGAACGCCCGGUUCAAAGGGUGAGGCGGGAGAAGUUGGAGCACCAGGUUCGCUGGGACCUCGCGGACUGGACGGAAUGCCAGGUGAACCGGGCAUUGAAGGACCACCGGGGCUGCCCGGCUAUCAGGGACCUCCCGGUGAAAAGGGAGAUCCAGGUGAUAUUGGACCACCUGGCCUUAUGGGUCCGCCUGGCUUACCGGGACCACCCGGCUAUCCUGGAGUGAAGGGUGAUAAGGGAGAUCGAGGCGAUUCCAAGUUCCGGAAAAUGAGAAGGCGACAAGAUCACGAAGGCAUGGCUGAUGAGCCGCACCGAGAAGUUGUGUACGGUCCGCCGGGACCGCCAGGACCGCCAGGACCUCUCGGUCAUCCAGGGCCGCCGGGACCGCGCGGGUACGAUGGCAAGAAGGGUGACCGAGGAGAGAAGGGGCAGAAGGGUGAAUAUGGACCGAUGGGAUUGCCGGGUCCAAUGGGAAUGCGAGGAGAUUCCGGUCCAGUGGGCCCAGUGGGUAAACCAGGACAUCCGGGACCUCCGGGACUGGAUGGUAUGAAGGGCGCCCAAGGAGAAACCGGCAACAAGGGUGAACGUGGCGAUCCGGGACUACCCGGUACGGAUGGCAUUCCGGGCCAGGAAGGUCCACGGGGGGAGAAGGGUGGCAAAGGAGAUCCGGGUCCGAUCGGGAAGCGUGGACGCAAGGGCGACCGAGGCGAUAAGGGUGAUCAGGGUGUGCCGGGACUGGAUGCGCCCUGCCCAUUAGGGAUGGAUGGUUUACCGCUGCCCGGAUGCGGUUGGCGUGCACCGAAAGUGUACCAGGAACCGAUCAUUCCAUCACCACCGCACAAGGACUAUCUGCCCGAUGUGACAGGGACCGAGAACGAAAGUGAAUACGUCGAGGAAGAGGACGACGGGGCACCGGAAACCGAGGACUACGAGGAAGAGUACGUGGAGAAUGAAAACGGAAACUGA